This is a messenger RNA of Bemisia tabaci, 3956 nucleotides long. Its product is annotated as cytochrome P450 4C1. The record is from RefSeq and is a predicted model, not a curated record. Lineage: Eukaryota; Metazoa; Arthropoda; Insecta; Hemiptera; Aleyrodidae. Gene Ontology annotation, molecular function: oxidoreductase activity, acting on paired donors, with incorporation or reduction of molecular oxygen; heme binding; monooxygenase activity.
AUGGUUACGGCAGCGAGUAUGAGUAUGAGUGCGGGUGAGUGGGCCUGGCGGCCGGUCAGCGGCGUUCUAGCCGCCAUCGUGUGUGUGUUGGUGUUGGUGGUUUUGCUCAUUCGCAGGCGUCGCUAUGUCGCCUUCUACGAGAAUAUUCCCGGUCCCAAAGGAUACCCCGUCAUAGGAAAUGUCCUCCAACUUCUCGGGCCUCAGACAGAGCUAUUCAAGAUGUACAUGAAAUAUUUCAAGGAUUUCGGUGACGUUUACGUGCUGUGGGUCGGCACUUCACCCUUCGUAUUUAUCGGCUCGGCUGAAGCUGCACAGCCUUUGUUAAGUUCAUCGGCUUGCAUUGAGAAGAGUGCUGAGUAUCAACUGCUGGAGAAGUGGCUGGGAACAGGACUCGUCACCAGUAAAGGCGAGAAGUGGCAUCAGCGGCGAAAACUGCUCACUCCAUCGUUUCACUUUAAACUACUGGAGUCGUUCAUUCAACCGGCAAGUUCAUGCAGUGAUGUGCUCGUGCAACUGCUUAGAAAAGAGGUGGACAAAGAGGAAUUUGACGUCACUGAGUACAUUAAGCUCGUUGCCGUUGACAUCAUCGCAGAGACGGCCAUGGGGUAUCACCUGAAUGCUCAGCUCAACGCACGCUGUGACUUCAUUAAAGCUAUCAAUACAUUGUCCGCCAUCAGUCAAAAAAGAUUCAUGACGCCAUGGCUAAAAGUUGACUCAAUAUACAACCUUACAUCAUAUGCCAAACAAGAAGAUGAAGCAUGUAAUGUGGUCCACCAGCUGCGAGACACGAUCGUGAAAGGAAGAAGAGAAACAAGAGAAUCAUCGAAACAAGAGUCAAAUCCGAAGGAGCAGGGUAAAAUCCGACUUUCCCUUCUUGAUUUCAUGAUGGAAAAUAACAUGUCCGACGAAGAUAUCGGCGAAGAGGUUGAUACUUUCAUGUUUGCGGGACAUGAUACAGUCGCAACGGUCGUUAGCUGGUCCCUCUUUGUUUUAGCGCAGCAUAAAACUGUUCAGGAGAAAAUCCUGGAAGAAUUCGCGGCAGUAUCAGCAUCUACGGAAAACCCAUUCUCAGUGAGCAGCAUAAACAAGCUAGAAUACUUAGAUCGUUGUGUGAAGGAAGUCAUGAGAUUGUAUACGCCGGUCCCUCUCAUUGCAAGAACAGCAAAUGUGCCUCUCAAAAUCAAUGAUUACUAUCUACCCGAGGGAACUCGUAUUUUGACGAUUCUCCAUGCAAUCCACAUGGAUCCGAAGCAUCACGCUGACCCCACCUCAUUCAACCCAGACCGCUUCUUGUCCGAAAACACCGCAGACAAACAUCCGUUUUCUUACGUUCCGUUCAGCGCAGGAUCGCGAAAUUGUAUCGGUCAAAAGUACGCUAUGCUGGUCGUCAAGAUAAUCCUGAUCAAAAUACUUGAAGCGUACGAGCUUUCAACGACCAUGCGAUCGACGGACCUCAAAAUGUACGCAGAACUGGUUCUCAUAAACGAGGGUGGCAUCAAAAUUUCCCUCGAGGAAAGGAAACACUCGGCCAACGCCUGAUUCCUUCCAUACGGAACGACUGCUAUACCUCUCGAUGGUCUCUCUUCGACUGUCAUUCUACGGUGACUUUAAGCAUCUCGAUGCGUUUAUCUGUGAUGUUACGAUCGGACGGAUCGUUUUAGUAUUAAGUUAGUUUUAGUAUUAAAUCUUAAUAAGAGACUCAGGUCUUUUUGCUGCGCAAGUCUCCGUCUUCCAAAUCGGAAGACGAAAACGAAGAGGGGAAAGAGGAACGCCGAAGGAGAAGAGAUGGAAAUUAUUCUUUCUAUUUCACAUUUUCCUACUUUUCUCCUACCUCUUCUUCCGUUUCUUCUUUUUUAUUUGUUCCUACUCCUUCUUCUGCCUCUCCUUUUUCCCCUCUUCUGCCUCUCUUCACCUCCUAUUCAUCUUCAUCAUCCUCUUCUCACUGCUUUUCCUCCUCUUGUUAUUAUUAUUUCUACUAUUCGUCUUUUUCUUUUUUUUCUUCCUCUUCUUCUCCUCCUCAUUCUCUCUCUCCUUAUCUCCUUUUACUCUUUUUCCUCUUCCUCUUCUUUUCCCUCAACUUAAAUUCCUUCCCAUUUAUAAUGCAUUCUCAUCUGAAAUAUACUUCAGGAGUUUUACGACCUGAAUCCAUCAAACUAGAGUUAAAUCAGGUAUGUUGUUUAAAAACUUCCUCAAAGUAAAUGUUUCACAUGUUAACAUUUCAAAAAUGUAAAGGAGGGGCUCUUCGCGACCAUACCCACCAGUCAUCAUGUCUUCUCAGGUCCCUCUAAAAGCACCGAGCACAAGCAGCAGAACAAAUGGAUUGCAUUUUGUAAUUAGGAACUAUAAAGUCCGGUCCGGUUUAAAAACAACGUAUGUGCCAUUAGUUUCCCUUCGCACAUGAGUGUUUUUCCAGAAGAGCCAGAAUUUAUAGUUCCAAAUUGCAAAAUGCAGUCCAAAUUGUAUUACCUGUCACACUUUCACCCUAAAGACAAGUCCUUAAUCCCAUGAACUUUCUCGCAUAAUGAGAUAUAGGUACACAGAAAAAAGAGGUAGGUAGGGGUAAUCACCUAAAAUUGUGGUACUAACCCAUUUUAUUGAAUAAUGUAGGUGUUCACAAUUAAUUGUGGUAGUACCACAACUCAAUUUGGGGAUAGUACCGAAACAGUGGGUUAGUAACCUAAUUAAUUGGGGCACUAUACCACAAUUAAUUUUAAGCUCCCUAAUCACGUUGGGUCUUGAGCCCUACCUCUAUUAUUCCGUGUAUAUAGCUUUGACGUUUUUGUAAAUAUGUAUAUGCCUCUAGAGUAACUUGAAGCUGAUAAAAUACCAUCUAAAUUGGCAAAAAAAAAGUCCUUGAUUCCGACGAUGCAUUUAGCCUUACGCUGCAAUAGUUAUACGGUGACGGUCGCUCUAAAUAAUUCAGCUUCUGUUAUCUUAGUGGGAGACGCUCUUAAUCGUCAAACAUAUUCGCUGUUAAUGAAAUUUGUAAAGAUCAGAGAUUCCUACCUUUAAAGCGAAAGCUAUUUUAAUUGUUUUUCAAUAAAAUGUUCACGUGUAAAAAUUUUAAAUUGUUUGAGUCAGAUUUAACCCACCGCUAGAAUAUCCAAAUUGUACGAAUACUAUUGAAACAUCACAUUUUACCGUUUGUCUAUACUGUGAUCUUUAUAAUUUUCAUUUUGAUAAACUAGAUAUACAUAUUUAUUUGAUUGGUGCCUUUGUAUACUUAUAUGUAUGUAUGUACGUGUUUAAUUUGUAAUCAAAACUAAUUUUAGAAUUACGAUGUAUUCAAUCACUUUGACAGCUAGUAGCUGAACAAGUGAAAACGUUCACAUUAUUAUUUUUUUGCGUAUGACGCUUCCAAGUGUCCUCUGUAAAAUUACUCCUCUCCGGGCUCAUAAGUGUAUACCUAGAAGCCGCAGUUCUGGCGAUUAAAAUAAUCGUCGACAUGAUGUUAGGUCAAUAAAAAUUUUAUAGUGCUCUUGACAAAUUACGCUUCCUCUAUAGCUUUGGCAUCCUUCAGGAUAAAUAGCCCAAUCUUUUUGUCUUUUUUUUUAAGAAACAAAUACGUGUCAUAAUCGCCAUAAAUCCCACAUUCGAUUUUGCAAUCUUGUAAGCAGUUUGUACUUGUACCAUCACUUUCAAUUGUGCUAUGGAACUUUUUUCUCGUAAUAACCCUCCUUCCCCUAAAAUUAUAAACUUAUUAUAAUUGUAUGUACCUACAUACCGUAGCAAAUACUUUUUCGUAACAGGCAAAUCUACUUGUGGCAAGAAUUGAUCACAGUAGUGUGGGCAGAAAUUGUUUUGCAAGCGAUUGAUGCGACUUGUGAAACUUGCAACGUGUCAUUUUUCUCAGCGGUUUCUUCAUCAUAAUCAGGCAACAGAUGCCCAUACUACUUGAAUAAAACAUGUAUGUCCAAUUUCAAAAUAUAAUACAAAUAAAUAAAAUCUGGACGUUA